Molecule: messenger RNA, 813 nt
Organism: Colletotrichum karsti
Lineage: Eukaryota; Fungi; Ascomycota; Sordariomycetes; Glomerellales; Glomerellaceae
Exons: 2
Coding region: 1-813 (270 amino acids)
Source: RefSeq, a predicted model, not a curated record
AUGAUCUCUUCCCAACAACUACUCGGGGUACUUCUCUUCGCCACAAUGGCAGCCGGUCAAGCAUGUUACUUGCCAAACGGUGAACGGCAUAACAGCGCUAGAGCAUGUCCUGCCGUUGAAGGGGAAGACGCGCAGGCAUGCUGCUAUGACGGCCACUACUGCCUCUCGAACGGGCUGUGUUUUGUGCCUUCAAGCUUGACUAUGUAUCGUGCAUCUUGCACAGACCAGAAGUUCACAGCAAGCGGAUGUCCGAGAUAUUGUCUUGAGUCCGGUUCUAGCCAUUGCGGCGUCUGGGCUUGCGGAGACAACAAAGGCUUCGCCUGCAGCAUGGGCUUCUGCGACAGUGGAAACUUCUCGGUUAGUCAGGGUAUUAUCUUGAGCAACGCCGCCGUGUUGGCAGAUCUCAACAUAACGUCCUCUGCCUCGGCAACAUCUUCGGCGGCGACAGCCACGGGGGCGAGUAGCAGCAGCACCAGCAGCACGAGCAGCUCUUCCGCGGAGUCUAGUAGCUGCGUCACGGGGGAAGCGAGCGGCGGCAUCUCUGCAGGCGCCGCCGCGGGUAUUGGUGCUGGGAUCGGUGUGCCGUUGGCCAUCGCCGUCGGAGCACUGACGUUUAUGCUUCUACGUGAGAAGAGGAAAAAGAUGGGGCCGAGUGCCGUGACGCCGACGGAAGGAUAUGCCAAGACGGACGGUCCGCCCACGAAUGCGGGGUGGGUCUACGGAUCACCGCCGAAUCACGACGUCAGGUAUCAGUCUCAGGGCGGGGUGAGACAUGAACUGCCGUACGAAGCCCGGCAUGAACUCCCUCAAUGA